GCACUGCCCUGUGGCAGAUGAGACAAUUGCAAGUGGAAUGAAGCCAACUGCAGGAGAAGAGCAACCCAAGGCAGCAGAGAACAUCGGACCGUUGCCCCGUCAACGCAGCAGCAAAAAACUGGAGCCCUACAAGUGCUGUUUGUGUGCCAAAUACCUGCGUUGCGGCGUCAUUACCAUCUGUGGGCACUUCUACUGCUGGAGCUGCCUGUGGCCGCAGCUGCAUGAUGCAGAGUCUCCCAAAUGCUGCCACUGCUUGAGGCCACUGAUCCUGCACGAGGACAUCGUUCCGCUGCACUGCGAUGGGCCCAAUGAUGGGGCAGGCAGCAGUCUGCUGGCCCAGCCGGGCAACGUGCCACGUCCCACGGGUUUCCACUUCAAAUAUGCGAAUGCUUCCAAUUGGUUUACCUUCUGCGAACCGAGCGAUAGUGCUAAUAUCCCUAGUCGCAGUUUUUGCCGUGUGUUGGGCACUCUGCGCAAUGAACAUCCGCGAACUGUGAGGGUGUUGGGCAUCCUCAAGUGCAUCCAAUGGCUGUGCGUUGGUGUCCUGUGCCUCCUUUGGCUCCUUUAA
Drosophila subobscura is the source of this 568-nucleotide messenger RNA. RefSeq names its product E3 ubiquitin-protein ligase RNF5. The coding region runs from base 38 to 568 and encodes 176 amino acids. The transcript has a single exon. The record is from RefSeq and is a predicted model, not a curated record. Lineage: Eukaryota; Metazoa; Arthropoda; Insecta; Diptera; Drosophilidae.